CAAACAGGUACACGAGGGUUUUGCUACUUAUUCCGGAAUUAGGGUUGCUGUGUUACCAAACGCGCACCAAUUUCACGAAACUGUUGAGCUCACCACUCUAGCGCCACCGUUAAUAGCUUCAAUCUUUCUAUCACACUAAGACCCCUCUUGCUUUACUAAGUCUUUAACCUUCAAAGCUCUGAUCUUUUUCCAAUUCCAAUGACUUAGUUCUUGCCGGCAUUUGUCUCUUUUUUUUUUUUUGAAGGAUUGAACGUGAUGGGUAGCCAAGUUGCUUCAACCAAUGAUCGUUCAAGGAUGCAUUGGACCCCAUCAAUGGAACGUUAUUUUAUUGAUGUUAUGUUGGAGCAUGUGCAAAGAGGGAAUAGAGUUGGAUACACCUUCAACAAGCAUGCUUGGAGUGACAUGCUGGCAAGGUUCAAUGCCAAAUUCGGUUCCCAAUGUGACAAGGAUGUGUUGAAGUCUCGGUAUUCUAGUUUGUGGAAGCAGUUCCAUGAUGUCAAGAACAUUCUUUGUCAUGCUGGUUUUUCAUGGGAUGCUGCAAGGCAAAUGGUGGUGGCUGAUGAUGUUUUUUGGGAUGAGUACCUCAAGACUCAAACUGAUGCAAGAUGUUACAGGACAAAACCAGUGCUGAAUUUUGAUGAUUUGUGUGUGAUAUAUAGUCAUACAAGUGCUGAUGGAAGGUAUAGUUUAUCAAGCCAUGAUGCAUGUGUUAAUUCUGAAGUUCAAAGAGGUGAUGGAAUGGGAAGCAAUGCUGUAUUGAAUAGUGGUCUGAGAACAGAUUGGAGUGCUUCAAUGGACCAGUAUUUUAUAGAGCUUUUGCUUGAUCAACUGAGCAGGGGCAACAUAAUCAAUCAUCAGUUCAGUAAAAAGGCUUGGACAGAUAUGCUUGACAUGUUUAAGGCUAAAUUUGGCUCUCACUUUUGUAAGAGGAUUUUGAAGAAUCGACUGAAGAAACUGUUGAAGUAUUACUGCGACAUAACAAACCUUUUAAAACAAGGAUUUUUAUGGGAUGAUCAACAACAAAUGAUUGCUGCUGAUGAAAGUGUCUGGGAUGCUUAUGUCAAGGCACAUCCACAUGCACGAACAUAUAGAUUGAAAAUUUUGCCAAACUAUCGUGAUUUAGAAUUAAUAUUCAGAAAUGUAUCUGAUGAUGAGAUCAGUAAUUUGCAUCAGGAACAAAAUCAUGACGUGACAUCAGGAAAAAAGGCUGGUGAAGGAAAAGGAUGCCGCAAUCCUAGUGGAUCUGAUCGUACUAGAACAUAUUGGACACCACCAAUGGAUCAAUGCCUUAUUGACUUGUUAUUAAAGCAGGUCAAAAGUGGAAACAGGCUUGGGCAGACAUUCAUUACCCAGGCUUGGAAUGACAUGAUUACCUCAUUCAAUGCACAAUUCAAAUCUCAAUGUGACAAAGAAGUUCUGAAGAAUCGUUACAAACAUUUGAGGAAACAGUUUAAUGAUGUGAACAAUCUUCUUCAGCAGAGUGGGUUCUCAUGGGAUGAUAAGAGAGAAAUAGUUGCUGCACAGGAUCAUGUUUGGCAUGCUUAUAUAAAGGUACAUCCUGAAGCUCGAUCACUAAGAGUUAAAACUUUGCCAGGCUAUCGCAAACUGUGUGUUAUAUUUGGAGAGGAAUGCUCUGGUACAAGAUAUAUCCAGUUAUCGCGCAAUGCAGACCCCAGUUGUGAAAUGCCAAUGUCGAUAGCAGGUGAACAGAAAAAUAGCACUCCUCAUGGUGUUUGUGGUGCUGCUUCUACAAUAGAUUGGACGGAAUCAAAGGAAUGCUGUUUUAUUGACCUUAUGAUUGAGCAAGUAAAUAGAAGAAAUAUGAUUGGAAACUUGUUCAAUGAGCAAGCUUGGACUCAUAUGACUGAAGCAUUUUGCGCUAAAUUCGGACAUCAGUAUGACAAGCAGUUUCUAGUGGAUCAAUAUCUCUGCUUGAUGAAACUACAUGAUGACAUUGGCGAUCUUCUCAGUCAUGAUGGAUUUGCAUGGGAUGAAACCCUACAAAUUAUAGUUGCCGAAAAUGAUACAUGGGAUGCAUACAUUAAGGAUCACCCAGAUGCCAUCUCAUAUAGAAACAGGAUUUUGUAUCUUUACAAUGAUCUGUGCAAGGUAUUUGGAAACAUUGUGUCAGAUGCGAGAGUGAGUUCUCAGGAGCAACUUCACCUGAUGGAUGCAAAUGACAUUGCCAUUGAAAUGGAUAUGGAUGGAAACUUGGUUGUGAGUGACAACACUGAAAUAUUAAGUCAAGAUAGAAGAGUUUCAAAUGAUGAAAUGGAUAUGGUUGGAAUAUCAGGGAAUUUGAAUGUGACUAGUAACAAUGGAAUAUCAAACCAAGAUACAGAAAGGCCAAGGGAAAUGGAUAUAAAUGGAAGAUCUGGAGAUUUGGCUGUGACUGGAAAAAGAAACAAAAUGGAUACAAAUGGAUUGUGUCGAAAACCACAGCAUGUUAAGAAAAGGCCGAGGGCAAAGGCAACGGACUCUAGACCUCCCAAGAAGAACAUGAGAGUAAAAGAAGCAUUGUCUGAGAUGGCAAGUGCUGUGAAGUCAUUGAUGAACAACAAAGAGAGAAACGACUGUAAUUCCCCAUUGGAGAAUGCUUUGAGUGAACUUCAAGCUAUGCCUGACAUCGAUGACGAGCUGGUAAUGGAUGCAUGUGAUCUAUUGGAGGAUGAGAGAAUGGCCAAGAUAUUUCUAGCCUUGGAUAUCUCUUUGAGGAAGAAGUGGUUGCUUAGAAAGCUUCGUCAGUAACUCUGGCUGCUUGACUUCAACUCUGUAUAUAACAAUAAUAUAUUCAAGCGUAAGCUUAGCCUGUCAGGAAUUAUUUAAUAGCGCUCUUUAAUUAUUCAAUUAGAUUGAACAUUUUCACGUCCAUAUAUAUAUAUAUAGCUCUCUUGCAAACCCCUCAUAGUAAGAAAAAAGCGUUGAGUUCAAU
This is a messenger RNA of Arachis stenosperma, 2932 nucleotides long. RefSeq lists its product as uncharacterized. The coding region runs from base 256 to 2748 and encodes 830 amino acids. The transcript is spliced from 8 exons. Lineage: Eukaryota; Viridiplantae; Streptophyta; Magnoliopsida; Fabales; Fabaceae. The record is from RefSeq and is a predicted model, not a curated record.